UGGUAGCUUUCGGGUGUGCAGUGCGUUUCCUAGGUUAGGUUUCUCCGUCGUGACUGGUUAGCGCCACAGACAUCUUCCUCCGGGUUUCGCGCUUGUUGGCCUCUGACGCGGGGCUAUCCGUUUUCCGCCCGGCUCAAUCUUUGUUACCAUUAGUCCCCUCUGUACGCUGAGUGAUGCUGUUACGGGGCUCCGGAACCGCGGGACCGUGGGGGUGGCUGACGCUGCUGCUGGUGGCCUGCGCGGCACGGGCAUCUGAGAUCACUUUUGAGCUUCCUGACAACGCUAAGCAAUGCUUUUACGAGGAGAUUGUUCAGGGCACUAAGUGCACCCUCGAGUUUCAGGUGAUUACUGGAGGUCAUUAUGAUGUUGACUGUCGGUUGGAAGGUCCUGAUGGUGCUGUAUUAUACAAAGAGAUGAAGAAACAAUAUGAUAGCUUCACAUUUACUGCAUCCAGAAAUGGAACAUACAAAUUCUGCUUCAGCAAUGAGUUCUCUACUUUCACACACAAAACUGUGUACUUUGAUUUCCAGGUUGGAGAAGAUCCACCACUGUUUCCUAGUGAGAACAGAGCAACUGCACUUACUCAGAUGGAGUCUGCGUGUGUUUCAAUUCAUGAAGCUUUGAAGUCUGUCAUUGAUUAUCAGACUCAUUUCCGGUUGAGAGAAGCACAAGGCCGCAGCAGAGCAGAGGAUUUAAACACAAGAGUAGCCUAUUGGUCAAUAGGGGAAGCAAUCAUUCUUCUUGUAGUUAGUAUUGGGCAAGUAUUUCUCCUCAAAAGCUUCUUCUCGGAUAAAAGAACCACAACAACCCGUGUUGGAUCAUAACUGGUAGUGAUAAUGCUUCAGGUCAUUGUGCUAUUCACUUGUGAAAUUACUGUUCUCCAAUUAAUUGUAGGUACAAAGGAACUAAACGUGAAACAUCUAAAUGUCUACCCCUCAUUGAUUAAAAUCACAAAACAUACCCCAAAAGUUAUGAAAGGGACACCCAAUUUGAAAUAUAGAGUAAACUUAAUGUUUUCUGAUACUUGUAUUAAGUAUCUGGCAAUGACCAGCCUCUCUUUGGUUUUGCUGAUUUUAAUCCAAAUUGAGUUUGACUCUACCAAUAACAUUACCCAUCUGUGGUAUAAUGCUUUAAAAGAACCCAACAACGUAGUGUCUGAUGUGAAAGACAAUACUCAUGAAAACUUGAUUUGACUUUAAUUUUCAGGUUGAAUGUAUUGGAUUAUAAACAAGCUAAUGUGAUGAACUGUAGUUGCAAGAUGUAUUGCACUGUUUUGAUUUGCUGUAACAAAAAAAAAAAAUUCCAGUCAUAUCCUUUGCUUAUCUGUAAAACUGUUGCAAGCUUGAUACUACAUGAUGGUGCAAAUUCUCCACCUGCCUGGUUGUCAUGGUUUAAGCCCAGCUGGUAACAAAGCACCACGCAGCCGCUCGCUCGCUCACUUCCCCCCCCCCCGGCCAUGGUGGGAUGAGGAGAAAAUAUAAAGGCAGGCUUGUGGGUCGAGAUAAGGACUGGGAGGGAUCACUCACCACUUAUGGUCACGGGCAAGAGACAGGCUCAACUUGGGGAAGAAACAAAAUUAAUUUAAUUUACUACCAAUCAAAUCAAAACAAGGAUAAUGAGAAGUAAAACCAAACCUUAGAACACCUUCCCCCCGCCCCUCCCUCCUUCCCGGCUCAACUCCACUCCCGGUUCUCUCUACCUCCUCCCCCUGGCGCCCCAAGGGAACAGGGGAUGGGGUCAGCUUGCCACACAUUGUCUCUGCUGCUCCUUCCUCCUCAGGGGGAGGGCUCCUCACUCCUCCCCUGCUCCACCGUGGGGUCCCUCCCACGGGAGACAGUCCUUCACGAACGUCUCCAACGUGAGUCCUUUCCGUGGGCUGCAGUUCCUCACAAACUUCCCUGGCGUGGGUCCUUUCCACAGGCUGAUCUUCAGUCACACACUGCUCCAGCGCGGGCUUUCCCAUGGAGUCACGGCCAUCUUCGGGAGCCUCUGCUCCCCCACUCACCUCCAUGAGCUACAGGGGGACAGCCUGCCAUCUCACCACGGGCUGCAGGGGCAUCACCUCCUCAGGCACCCGGC
Molecule: messenger RNA, 2079 nt
Organism: Harpia harpyja (harpy eagle)
Lineage: Eukaryota; Metazoa; Chordata; Aves; Accipitriformes; Accipitridae
Product: transmembrane emp24 domain-containing protein 7
Exons: 3
Coding region: 174-824 (216 amino acids)
Biological process (GO): endoplasmic reticulum to Golgi vesicle-mediated transport; Golgi organization; intracellular protein transport
Cellular component (GO): endoplasmic reticulum-Golgi intermediate compartment; endoplasmic reticulum; Golgi apparatus
Source: RefSeq, a predicted model, not a curated record